AACAAACAAUCUGAUUGGAUUGUCCUACCGAUAGUGAAGAGUGAGCGAGAUGGAUGAGUAGCAGAAUACUGUCAUGCGUGUCCAUGUUGGGAGGGUUGGGUUUUUGGUGAUUAGCCUGGGAGCUGAUCCCUUGGGAGCAGAUGGCGAAUUGUGGCUUACCUCGACUCAUGGAGUCUGAGGAGAUAGUUUGUACUGAGUAGCACAGCACUCAUGUCUUGGAAGACCUUAACGAUUUCAUGAGAAAGUGUAUAUAGCCUGGCAUGCUCUCUUGUUGACAUCAUGCUCCUCCUGCAAGACUUGCGCUUUGCAGUCAUCGUGCUCCUGCUCCGUGUCAACUGUCUGCACGGCUCCAGUCUUUUUUCUGCGUCCUCCUAUGAGUUCACCGCCUACAGGAUGCAGCAAUACAACCUGGCAAAACAGAAUCAUGGUUGCCGAGGCGCCAUCGUGGUGGCAGAGGCCCGAGCCGCCGAUGAGCCAGUGCUGACCCGCCGCUGUGUAAUCAUGAGGGUGGGCGACUUCACCACCAAAACAUACGCUGAGGCUCAGAGACAAAAUGCUGCCGCCGUUCUGAUUCUGCUGCCCCAAAAUAUGUCAAGUAUUUUACCUCAAGAAAUUCAGUCCUUCAUGAUGAGCGAGAGUCAAGCCUUGAUGACGGAGACUCUCAUGCCGGUUUACGUGGCCCCUGAGGAUGAACAGCUGCUCCACAUGUAUGAGGAGGUGAAGAAGGCGGCAUCUGCGCGGACCUCAUCGAUAUUCAUUCGAGUCUUUCGAAGUAUGGUCACAGCAACAGCCUUUCAGAUCUUAGUGACCAACAAUUCCCCAAUCAAGGCCAUAACAGACACGACGCUCGUUACACUGGAAGGAGUGCUUCCUGGAGCUGGUGAGGACAUACCCACCAUUGUGAUCACUGCCCACUAUGAUUCAUAUGGACUGGCACCAUGGUUGUCCUAUGGGGCCGACUCUAAUGGAAGCGGCGUCAUCAUCUUGCUCGAAUUAGCACGCCUCUUCCAGAUGCUUUAUAGUAGCCCAAGCACCAGACCACGAUACCAUUUAAUGUUCUCCCUGACUGGAGGAGGAAAACAAAAUUUCUUCGGCACCAAGAAGUGGAUUGAAGAGAACCUGGAUCACGCUGAAUCAAGCCUCCUACAUGACAAUGUGGCAUUUGUGCUGUGUUUGGACACACUGGCCAAUGGCGAUGAGCUGUACAUGCACGUGUCCCGUCCACCUAAAUCGGACACUCCCAUGUAUGCAUUCAUUCAACAUUUGGAUGAGGUGGUUUCCUCCAGAUUCCCUUGGAUGAAGACACAAAUGGUCCAUAAGAAGAUCAACCUUAUGGAGUCAACAGUCGCCUGGGAGCACGAGCGCUUCAGCCUGCGCAGGAUACCAGCGUUCACUCUGUCUCACUUGGAUGACCCCAAAUCAGAGCUACGGGGCUCCUUGCUUGACACUGCUUCCCAGGUGGACUUCCAGAAAAUUAAAAGGAAUGGUAUCAUUGUAGCAGAAGCGCUGGCACGGUACAUGUACCAUUUAUCAGACAAGAGCUCGCUGCGAGAUGUUCAGCUCUUCAAAGGCCGCUUGGACUUCCAUGACAGUCGAAUAUUCAGUCUCAUGUCCUUCCUGACUUCAGUCCCUCGUGCCACGCAGCUGAUGGAUAAAGAGCCUGCUCACAUCCUGCUCAUCAACUCGCUGGAGCAUGAAUUCAAACAAUACUUGCAGCAAGUCCACAGGCACACUUUUAGACAGGACAAAAGGGAUCCUGAUAUUACCUUUUUUGAUCAAAUGAGCCAGCCAGUAGUGAUGUACAGGGUGAAACCUGCUGCUUUUGAUCUGUUCCUGGGUGGCUGCAUCACGGCAUAUUUGGGCAUUGUUUACUAUGCAAUACAGAACUUUGACCACGUCUACACAAAACUAAAGGCAGCAGUAAAACCCAAGCACCACUAAAAAGACAGAAUGCGGUCGAUUUCACCGGAGGAAAUGUUUCCAUUGUCAUUUAUGAAAAAGACACUUUUUGUUUAUCGUUUCAAAUGCCAGACACUCUGCUGUACCAAGGCAAUCGUGAUGUGGGUUUGAUAAAUACGAUGAUGUCUGUCAAACAGCCCUUGCGCAAUUGUUGAAUUGAUG
Messenger RNA from Hippocampus comes (tiger tail seahorse), 2121 nucleotides. RefSeq names its product nicalin-1. The transcript has 16 exons. Gene Ontology annotation, biological process: regulation of signal transduction. NCBI's taxonomy places the organism in Eukaryota, Metazoa, Chordata, Actinopteri, Syngnathiformes, Syngnathidae. Gene Ontology annotation, cellular component: membrane. The record is from RefSeq and is a predicted model, not a curated record. Bases 280 to 1941 code for a protein of 553 amino acids.